Molecule: messenger RNA, 1341 nt
Organism: Microthlaspi erraticum
Lineage: Eukaryota; Viridiplantae; Streptophyta; Magnoliopsida; Brassicales; Brassicaceae
Source: the annotation of a GenBank genome assembly
AUGCCAGAGAUCGAGAUUGUCGCCGACGGCGACGACAACAGCAACAACAACGCCUUGUUCGGCAAAUACGAGCUCGGCAAGCUUCUCGGAUGCGGCGCCUUCGCCAAGGUCUUCCACGCUCGAGAUCGCCGUACCGGCCAGAGCGUCGCCGUCAAAAUCCUCAACAAGAAGAAGCUCCUCGCGAACCCAGCCCUCGCCAACAACAUCAAGCGCGAGAUCUCGAUCAUGAGACGUUUGGCUCACCCAAACAUCGUCAGGCUCCACGAGGUAAUGGCGACCAAGGCUAAGAUCUUCUUCGCCAUGGAGUUUGUUAAAGGAGGAGAGCUUUUCAAUAAGAUCUCUAAAUACGGCCGCCUCAGCGAAGAUCUCAGCCGUAGGUAUUUCCAGCAAUUGAUCUCCGCCGUCGGUUAUUGCCACGCUCGCGGCGUUUACCACCGCGAUCUCAAGCCGGAGAAUCUCCUGAUCGACGAGAACGGGAAUCUCAAGGUCUCCGAUUUCGGUCUCAGCGCCUUGACGGAUCAGAUCCGAUCCGACGGUCUCUUGCACACCUUGUGCGGUACGCCGGCUUACGUGGCGCCGGAGAUUCUCUCGAAAAGGGGAUACGAAGGGGCCAAGGUCGAUAUCUGGUCUUGUGGCAUCGUCUUAUUCGUCCUCGCCGCCGGUUAUUUGCCGUUUAACGAUCCGAAUCUGAUGAACAUGUAUAGGAAGAUUUACAAAGGGGAAUAUCGAUGCCCUAGAUAUAUGUCUCCGGAUCUGAAACGAUUCAUUUCCCGUCUCCUCGACAUCAAUCCCGCAACCAGAAUCACCAUUGAUGAGAUCCUGAAGGAUCCGUGGUUCGUGAAAGGCGGUUUACAACCGAUUAAAUUCCACGACGAGGUUGAUCAGGAUUCCGAUUUGGUCAAGGGAAAGGAAGAUCCUGCAAAUCAGGGAGGAGGAGGAGAAUCGGACGCGGUGAAGAGUCUAAACGCGUUUGAUCUGAUUUCUUACUCGUCGGGAUUAGAUCUCUCCGGUUUGUUCGCCGGUUGCAGCAAUUCGAUGGGAGAAUCAGAGAGGUUCCUCUCGGAGAAAUCGCCGGAGAAUCUAACGGAGGAAGUGGAGAAAUUCGCAAAUGCAGAGAAGCUGAGGGUGACGAAGAAGAAGGAGGAAUGUGGGUUCGAAAUGGAAGGGCAAAACGGGAAAUUCACAAUCGGAAUAUACAUUUCGCGGCUGAACGAUUUGCUCGUUGUGGUGGAGGCAAGGCGGAGAGGUGGCGACGCCGAUUGCUACAAGGAGAUGUGGAAUAACAAACUCAGGCUUCAACUUAUCCGCGUUUGCGAUCAAACGCCAACCGCAACAAUUUAA